Messenger RNA from Daphnia carinata, 1782 nucleotides. Its product is annotated as sushi, von Willebrand factor type A, EGF and pentraxin domain-containing protein 1-like. NCBI's taxonomy places the organism in Eukaryota, Metazoa, Arthropoda, Branchiopoda, Diplostraca, Daphniidae. The coding region runs from base 33 to 1403 and encodes 456 amino acids. The record is from RefSeq and is a predicted model, not a curated record. The transcript is spliced from 7 exons.
UUCUUUAGUGCACACUUUGAUGUCGACCAGUAAUGAUGUUGUAUUUAGUAAAAUUAGUUUACAUUGUGUCAACAAUGGUUGAAAUGAACUGUCAAACAUUCACCACAAAGGAUGUUAGGAUCAAUAUUCCUGUUACGAACGAGAUUAGCAUACGCGAUCCAUUUGCAGCAUCGGAUACGCCAAUGGAAGAACCUAAAAUGUACUGCGAUUUGCCAAGCCCAAUCCCGAACGGCUGGAUCGAUAUUACGGACAAUCUUCCUUUAAAAAUGUCAACGGUAGGCCGAUCAAUCAUUUAUCGUUGCAACACAAACGCGAGGCUGAUUGGUGCUUCCUCUGCCACUUGCGAAAAAGGCGGAAAUUGGAGUAAAAAUCCACCGGAAUGUUUAUCACCUUGCAUCGUACCCGUGGUGGAACAUGGCGUCGUGCGAAACGAGUCGUCUGGAUCGACGUUAUUUCACGGAGGGAAGUUAACCAUCGAUUGCAUUGAUUCCUACCAGCCGGUUCAUGGACAGAUCACCUCCACUUGCAACAACGGAACGUGGAACGUUAUCCCUCGAUGCGAACCAGCCCCUAGAGGAAAUUGUGACAGGCCGGAAAUACCGAACGGAAUGUUCGUUCAAAUUGAUGGAAGGAACGUAACCCAUAACCAAACCUACGUCCCUGGAACUGAAAUCUUUUAUAAAUGUGCUGAUCCUAAUAGACGACUAAUCGAUAACUCAGAUUCAGAAGUGACGCAUUCACGUCUUGUCUGCGAUACGGCAACACGAAGCUGGAAAGGAACUCUGUUAACAUGCGAGGCAACGUGUGGAUCCUUAAUUCCCCUCAUCCGGCUUAAGCUGUUAGCUGCUGAUGCACCGGAAUUACGUAACAUCAAGUUAGACGGACCGGAUUUAGUCGGAGAACGCUACAAAGUUGGGACCAACGCAUCAGUAUAUUGCAAACCAGCAGAAAAUGUUGUUCACCCGACGGCCACUGCGAAUAAUGGCCUGGUGGUUUGCCAAUCUAACGGGACGUGGGGAGGAAGUUUUCCUAUUUGUGUUCGAUCGGUAGGAGGUCGCUUGAAGUUAUUGACAUUUUAUAUCAUCUUGACUUCGUCUGCCAUUGGUUUGAUAUUCUUUUUGAUGUUGGUCUGGAUUUACAACAAAUGCGGACAUCACAAAACUUCUCCCGACGUUGGUAACGACAACAGCAAUAAUGAAAACAGCAACGAUGCACAAGGAAUGCGGGCUGAACUACUGCGCCAAAUCGGACGACAAAGUUUCUAUUCUUUGGACGAAACUCCCGAUGGUGGCCAUCACGGAUACGCCACGAUUCACAGACCAGGAACACUUAGGAGACAGUCAGCCUUGAUUGUUCACUACGGUAAAAACAGGACUACCAGUCAAUAUGGCAAACUGGGUUAGUAAUUUUUUUCAUUUUGCCAUUAUCGUUCUACGUUGUAAUCUAAUCAACCUGAACUAAAAACAUGUUAAACAAGCAUGAAUGCUACUUGUAAAGUAAGUUGCCGAAGAAAAAAAAGAAAGAAGAAAGAACACGCACGCAGCACAGACGUUUCAAUCUAAUUUGUGGAGUAUCUAUUUUACAACGCUAAAGUACGAUGUGGCAAAUUUCAGGUGCACAGGCUACAAAAUACAUUUUGUGCUUGCAAAACAUAUAUACCCUUUCCAUCGUGCCUUUGAUAAUUGGCCUGUAAAAAGAGACGGUUUCUAUUCCUGGUUGCACAAACGACGUCGUAUGACGUCAUUGAAUAAAACUAAUCAUUAUAAAAGAUUCGUCGGGUGA